Molecule: messenger RNA, 2214 nt
Organism: Theileria equi strain WA
Lineage: Eukaryota; Apicomplexa; Aconoidasida; Piroplasmida; Theileriidae
Product: DNA mismatch repair protein MLH1, putative
Exons: 8
Coding region: 1-2214 (737 amino acids)
Biological process (GO): mismatch repair
Cellular component (GO): MutLalpha complex
Molecular function (GO): ATP-dependent DNA damage sensor activity; mismatched DNA binding; ATP hydrolysis activity
Source: RefSeq, a predicted model, not a curated record
AUGGAGGAAGAUGUGAUAAGGCCUCUUCCAGCGGAAAUCGCCCACAAAAUAGCGGCUGGUGAGAUUAUUAUCCGUCCAUCAGCCGCGAUUAAGGAGCUGAUUGAGAACAGUAUAGAUGCAGGGUCUACACUCAUACAGCUAAACAUCGCUCCCAAUCCUAUGGACUCGUGCGAAGUCAUAGACAAUGGUUGUGGCAUUAGUCCCAACGAUAUGUUGAUCGUAUGCAAGAGAUUUACAACGUCAAAGACACAAAAUACCAUACACGGGGUGAAAAGUCUGGGAUUCAGAGGUGAAGCGCUAUCCGCAUUGUCGCAGUCAUCGUAUGUAACAAUAUCUUCACGCACAAAACACCGGGAGAAGAGAACUGUUAUGCGUUACAUUUGCUGUAAUCCUGUGAUGGAUGAUAUAGCGGAAGAAAAUGGACCGCAAGGAUUUACAAUAAAGUAUGAGAACUUGUUUUAUAAUUUGGAAACGAGGCAUAAAUCGCUCUCAGUUAGUUCCUCUCAUGAAUUCAACCUCUGCUUGGAGUUGGUGCAAAAGUAUUCUAUCCACUUUCCGGAUAUUAACUUUAUAUUUCACAAGCUGGGCAAUAUAUCACAUGAGUUUACAACAUGCAAUGACACGAAGCUGGGUGACCUUGUCACUACAGAUUACGAUCACGAGCAUUUUACUGGCCAAGAACGGUUCCCACCAAACGUUGCAGCGGCUGAAUAUCAUGAAAAAUACAAGGACAAUGUUGACGAACAAAGUUCUCUCUAUUUAAAGAAAGUCAAGAACUCGAUAAAGAAUAUCUAUGGCAUACUAGUGUACAAUAUUGUCUAUCCCUUUGUCUCAAAUUCGUUUAAUAAAAUCUACUACAACUGCAAGGGAUUAUUUUCUCACCCAAACCAAUCCUCUAGAACGGCUACAUUUAUCAUUUUCAUCAACAAUCGUCUGGUCGAACUUCCUCCUCUGAGGAGAUCCAUUUUGAACAUAUACAACGAGAUUAGCAACAAUCGAUAUAGGAGAUUUGUUUACCUAUCAUUAUUUCUUCCAUAUGAUAGAAUAGAUGCAAAUGUUCAUCCAUCGAAACAGAGAUUACUUUUGGAAGACCAAGAUGAUAUAAUUGACGAUAUCUGUCUAAAUUUCAAGAAUGAGCUUUCAAAACUUUCUUCUCUCAAUUCUAGCACAGUACCAGAUUCAACUUCAUACAAUGUCAUACAACACAUCACCCCUGCGGAAGCAGAAGUUGAAGCUCCUCCAACCAAAUCUGAAGAGGACAAAAAAGAAAAAACCUACAACAAAUUUAAAGUCAGAAACGAUUAUAGGCAAACAGACAUUUCAUACUUUGCGGCUCCUGUACCCUUGGAGUCUAAUAAAGUACCAGUGUAUAUUGAAGACACACCCGAAGUUGUAACCAUAGAGAAUGAAGACUUUGUCUGUGACGAAGAAGCUAGUUGUGAAAAGGAAGAGAGCACUGAAUUAGAUGCUAUACCACCUGUUUUUAGUUUUACAGAAAUGCGUGAUGGCGCAACUUUGGGAGAAAUGUGGAUUGUAAAUUCCAUUAAAGAAAUUUUAAGAGAUAUUGAUGAACAGCGCGAUGUGGGUUUCACAAAUUCUAUACUAAACUCCGUGCUGGUUGGAGUUGCAGAUGAUAGACAUAUACUAAUACAACAUGAUGCUGAAUUGGCAAUGAUUAACAUUGUAAAAAUCGCAAGAGAGGCGGCAUUUCAAUCGAUUUUAUGGCGUAUCGGGAAUUUGCCAACAUUGGAACUGGACCCUCCACUACCUUUGGUAGAUCUUUUAGCAUUUGCAAUCGCAAAACGCAGGGGGAAUGCAGAUGAUGUAGAGACAUACAUAAGUGAGGCCAAGGGACUUGCUCGUCAAACGAUUAUCGAUGUACUAAACGCUGUAUUUUCGUUUCACAUUGAGGACCUUGAGAUACUUUGCAUACCAAAUGUAUUAUCAAAUUACUUUCCUGGCCCAGAAUUUUUGCCAGAUGUUCUUUUAAAUAUAUUUUCCCAGAAGCCUGCUGAUGAAAAGAAAUUUAUCGUAAACGUAUCGUAUUGUAUCGCAGAAUAUUAUACCGUGGCACCGACUCAAAGUGUCGAUCCAACAAGUGACCACGGAAGCUACCUAUCCAGAAUACUGCUGCAUGCUGUGCAGAGAUUCCCCGAUCUUAGUCUUUCGUCACGGUUUGUAAAAAUACAUGAAUGUAUAUCGGGUAUAGGUUGA